Messenger RNA from Aphanomyces astaci, 552 nucleotides. RefSeq lists its product as hypothetical. Gene Ontology annotation, biological process: protein phosphorylation. The transcript is spliced from 2 exons. Gene Ontology annotation, molecular function: ATP binding; protein kinase activity. Bases 1 to 552 code for a protein of 183 amino acids. NCBI's taxonomy places the organism in Eukaryota, Oomycota, Saprolegniomycetes, Saprolegniales, Verrucalvaceae. The record is from RefSeq and is a predicted model, not a curated record.
AUGGCGGGGUUCUCAUCGCCGUAUAUUGUCGAGUUUGUGGGCGCGUCAUGGGGUAAACCCAUCGAUUUGGCGUAUGUGUUGGAGUUGUGUAUGGACCUGGGCGGCCUGCGCGACUACUUGGGCCAUCAAAACCCAAGGGAUUUUCAGUGGCAGGACAAGCUGACAUGCAUCUACAGCACCGUGGAAGGAUUGACAUUGGGAUGGUACACAGAACACAGCACAGAUACGAUGACUUUGGGAGUCUGCAUGUAUCGAUGGAUGGCCCCAUUGAUUCUGGAGUACAACCACUACUCAGUCGCUGCCGACAUCUUUCGUACGGUAUGUUUUUGUCCCGAGUUUUCGACCCACCAGCUGCCGUACUGCGAUCGGACCAACUACCGCGACUACUGGCUGCUCAUCGACACCGCCAUCAUGGUCGUGGUGGUGUCUGGGAUCAUUCAUCCGACGUUCUCAAACAUGCCGGGUUUACUCAAUGACUUGGCGCUCGAAUGCAUUGAUUUCGAGCCGAGGAAUCGACCGUCAGUCCGUGAUGGGAUCUACAAUUGCAAGUAA